Molecule: messenger RNA, 1199 nt
Organism: Rhagoletis pomonella (apple maggot)
Lineage: Eukaryota; Metazoa; Arthropoda; Insecta; Diptera; Tephritidae
Product: immunoglobulin A1 protease autotransporter-like
Exons: 2
Coding region: 91-1122 (343 amino acids)
Source: RefSeq, a predicted model, not a curated record
UAUGCUUGGGUAUAUAAAAGGCGAUUGCGGCGCGCUGAAUUCGCUCAUAAAGAUCGCGCAAACUGCAGACUGAAAAACUUAAAAUUUGAAAUGGGUGUCCGUAUCUUCAAUAGUUGUGUCGUUUUAUUAGUGGUGUUAUAUGUAUUUUGUGGUGACAGUGAUGCAGCUGCCAUCAGUAGCAAUCCACGCAGUGUAGGCUCCCUUACGCCAGCUACUAAAAAUGUGUAUGCGCCACAUCUCCGCAUCGCACGUCAAGCAUACUCCGAUGAAGAUGGCUCUGAAGAGGAUGCUGAAGUGCAAGCAGAACAGUUGGCGCAACAACAACUCCAACAGCAACAAGCCUCAGACUCGCACUCACAAGAGGAAAGCGAAGAGGAUGGCGAGGACGAUGACGAUAACGAUCGUAGACGUCGUCGUCGUCGUGAAACACCUGCCGCGGGGGCUGAAAAAUUAGAGCAGUCGGCGCUACCAAUAAAGGAAGCUGAAUCUGCUGCGGUACCUGAACCCGUGCCUGUGCCUGCGCCAGCCACAAGCGAACAAAUAGACGAAUACAAGGAAACUACGCAAAGCAACGAAACUAAUGCGCCAGUUGUAAAUACCGCCACUGCAACAACAGUCACCACCAGCGCACCGCCGCGCAAUACGUCCGUGCUCAUACUCAUUCGCGAUGCCUUGAAAAAAGUCACCACCCUACCCACUGAGCAGGUGGCUACCAAUGCGCUGCAGUAUUUCCAACUUUUCGAACAUUUCAUACAGAAGACCAUCGAAGAGGUGAUCGGCGACGAUGAUGAUGACGAUGAUGAGGCUGCUAACGCUGCUGCUGGCGCCACCGCGACCACCAUCAAACCUGAUGCUAUUUUCACACCCGAAGAGGAGGAGCUUAUUGCCGGUGUUGAAGAAAUCUUGAAGGAACCCGAAUUGGUUACCAAGCAGCCGCAGGUAGUGACACCAGCUGGUACACAAAUGGAGGUGGUGAAUCAGGCACCACUAGAAACCGAUGAUAUAGUGGGUUCAACGAAACCGGCUCCUGGUGGACCCACACUUGAAACAGUGCAGGAAGAGAAACCAGCGAUUGUUGCUGAACCAGCAAAAGUUGAGGAGCCAGUUACGAACUCUGUUUAAGUUCACCUCCUAUGAUUCGUUGUAUUAAAUUUAGUUAGGCGCACUUAUUUAUUAACUUAUUUAUUGCAUAGCUUUGU